CUCCACUGGAGCCAGUUUUUUUUUUCUUUUUCCCUCGACAUCUGCCUUCCUGUCUUAGCCCACUCUGCACAGAACUAGUUGCAAGAACAAGCUCAAUUUUCAUCUUAGCUGGGCCAUUCUUACUAUUUUCUUCACCAUGAUUUUCCAAGCUCUUUUUGAUUGCAUGGACUUUACCGGCUGGCUUCUCUUAGGGUUUGUAUUCCUGCUGAUAUUUGAUGUUGUGAAAAACGGGAGGCCUUCUAACUUUCCACCCGGACCCUGGGCUGCACCUUUUGUAGGAAACAUCUUCACGCCGUUGGACUACAAAACAAUGGAUAAGGUUUCAAAGGAGUACGGUCCUGUGUUCAGCGUGAGAAAAGGCAGUGAGAGGCUGGUGUUUGUCUCUGGACUCAAGAUGGUCAAAGAGGCUCUUAUCAACCAGCUGGACAGCUUCGUUGAUCGGCCCAUUGUUCCCCUUUUUCACGUUACCUUCAAGGGCCUUGGUAUAGCUCUGAGUAAUGGGUACUUGUGGAAGAAACAGAGGAAGUUCGCCAACUCUCACCUUCGCUACUUUGGAGAGGGACAGAAAACUUUAGAAAAGUACAUAGAAGUGGAGUCCAACUUUCUUUGCGAAGCCUUCAAUGAUGAGCAAGGAAGGCCAUUUAACCCCCACUACAUCUUGACAAACGCCGUGAGUAACAUAAUCUCAUCUGUGGUCUUCGGACAUCGAUUUGAGUACUCGGACCCAAGCUAUCAGGAAGUCCUGGAGCUGGACAAUGAAGCCGUUAUUCUUGCUGGUUCCCUUCGGACUCAGCUGUUUGACGUCUUCCCUGGACUGAUGAAGCACCUGCCGGGGCCUCACCAGACUGUGCAUGCCAACUACAGGAAGAUCCUGGUCUUUUUGGAAAAAGAGAUAGAGAAGCACAAGGAGGAGUGGAAUCCAGACGAUCCUCGGGAUUAUAUCGACGUCUACUUGUCAGAGAUGGAGAAGAAAAAAGAGGAUCCCCAGGCUGGCUUCAACACUGAAACGCUGCUGGUUAGCACUCUUGACCUCAUUGAGGCUGGAACAGAAACCACUGCCACCACAAUGCGCUGGGCCCUUGUGUUCAUGUUGCACUACCCAGAGAUACAGGAGAAGGUCCAAGCAGAGAUAGACAGAGUGAUCGGGCAGUCUCGUCAGCCCACCAUGGCCGACAGGCCGAACUUGCCCUACACCGACGCCGUCGUCCACGAGGUUCAGAGGAUGGGAAAUAUCGUUCCCAUGGGAUUUCCUAAAAUGGCGAGUAAAGACACAACACUGGGAGGAUACUUCAUUCCUAAGGGAACAUAUAUGACGACAAUGCUGGCAUCUGUGCUGUUUGAUAAGAAUGAGUGGGCGACUCCAGAUGUCUUCAAUCCCGAGCAUUUCUUGGAUUCAGAGGGCAAGUUUGUCAAGAGAGAUGCUUUCUUGCCGUUUUCAGCAGGUAAACGUAUGUGUUUGGGGGAACCCCUGGCCAAAAUGGAGCUCUUCGUCUUCUUCUCAGUUUUGCUGCAACGUUUCACCUUCGCCCCGGUUCCAGGAGAAAUGCCCAGCCUGGAGGGCGUGAUGGGCUUCACUCAUUCCCCUGAGGAGUACAGAUUCCUGGCUGUGCCGCGCUAACAUGUGUUUCACGUACUUCUCAUUGGGACAACAAUGAUUAAAAAUGUUUGUAUUGGUCUGAUGAUGUCUUCAAUCAUAAAUGUCAGGUUUUUUACUGGCUGUACACAGGAAAUCCUCAUAAUUUACUGAAAUAAAGCUUUACUGAAUUUGACUAAAUAUGAUAACAUUUGGUAGUUUGAAGUGUUAAUAGAAGAAACACAAAAAUACGUGGAUCAAAACUCUACUUGUUUUUUGAUAUAAAAACCUUAGUAACAUGGGGUUUCUUCAUCUGUGUCGAGCCAGAAAGGUUUAUGAUGCAUCGCCCUGGUGCUUCAUUAAUCUGUCCUACAUCCCUGUACGUUUGUGAAAAAUAUAUUCUUCUUGUAAAUGAAAACCAUAUCUUAGUCAUGCUACACAAGCAGCUCUGUGAAGUUGGUUCUGUAUCUUUAAAUGACUCAGAUUUGCUGCUGCAUGAGAGUAAUGUUCAGCGGUCUGCAAAGCAAUUAAUCAUGAUAAGUGUUUUGUGUUCUGGGGUCACGUAAGCACAAUCUAGUGUUCGCUUUAACAGUAAUUUGGAGAAUGUUAAAAAACAAAACUGAAAAAAACUAUUGAGAGAGCAUUUUGGGAAGUAUUUAGAUUGUAAUUUGCAGAUGAUGUUUCAUGUUCCUCUCAUUUCAAGACAAUUGUAUAACAGCUUAACAUCAAACCAAAGAGAGAAGGGAGAAUGUUGCAAGAUGCCGAUAGAUAAACUUUUCAUUCUUUUAAUGUAAUAAAGUGCUUAGAAUAUGAA
Molecule: messenger RNA, 2387 nt
Organism: Xiphophorus couchianus (Monterrey platyfish)
Lineage: Eukaryota; Metazoa; Chordata; Actinopteri; Cyprinodontiformes; Poeciliidae
Gene: cyp2ad2
Product: cytochrome P450, family 2, subfamily AD, polypeptide 2
Exons: 9
Coding region: 137-1618 (493 amino acids)
Biological process (GO): xenobiotic metabolic process
Cellular component (GO): intracellular membrane-bounded organelle; cytoplasm
Molecular function (GO): oxidoreductase activity, acting on paired donors, with incorporation or reduction of molecular oxygen, reduced flavin or flavoprotein as one donor, and incorporation of one atom of oxygen; heme binding; iron ion binding
Source: RefSeq, a predicted model, not a curated record